Molecule: messenger RNA, 1731 nt
Organism: Solanum stenotomum
Lineage: Eukaryota; Viridiplantae; Streptophyta; Magnoliopsida; Solanales; Solanaceae
Exons: 1
Coding region: 1-1731 (576 amino acids)
Source: RefSeq, a predicted model, not a curated record
AUGGAUAAGUUUCUCAUCAAGUUACCAAAGCCAAAAGAUGGCCAACCAAGUUCUAGCUCUAAUCAACCAUUUGUGAGUUCACAAGUUGCUCCGGAAGUUCAAAGACAUACAAAUUCUUUUCCACUUUCAAAUAUGGAUAAUAUGCUUGAUUUUAAAUCUCUUGAAGCAGAUCCCAAAGAUCGAAUGCCUAUUUCAUCUUAUGGUCCUAAUAUUCGAGAUGCGGUAAGGAGGUAUUACAUUAAAAAAAAGCCAUGUCAGCCCGUUGAUCAUAUCUUCCCUAAAACUAAGUUUGGAGAAAAAAUGCGUCAAUUUCGACCAACUUGGUUUAAGAGAAGAUCUCAAUGGUUGGAAUAUAGCAUUAAAGCAGACGCGACAUUUUGUUUGUGUUGUUAUUUGUUCAAGAAUGAACUUGAAAGUCGUGGAAAUGCCGCAGAUUCAUUUACAAGAGAUGGUUUUAGGUGUUGGAACAAAGCUUUAGAAAGAUUCAAAAAAGAUGUUGGUAAGGUAAAUAGUAUCCAUCAUAAAUGUUUCAAUAGGAUGCAAGAUUUGAAAAACCAACGACAAUCGAUCCAAUCUUCUUUUGACAAGCAAAGUGAAAAGGCAAGAAGUGAUUAUCGGAUGCGUUUAAAUGCCUCAAUUGAUGUAGCAAGAUUUCUCUUGACAUCGGGAUUUCCAUUUCGUGGGCAUGAUGAAAGUGAAAGUUCCGAAUAUAAGGGUGCUUUUCUUGAACUUUUAAAAUGGUAUGGGGAUAGAAGUUUUGAUGUGGGAAGAGUAAUAUUAGGUAAUGCUCCACAAAAUGAUAUGAUGAUUUGUCCGACAAUUCAAAAAGAUAUUGUGGAGGCUUGUGCUAAAGAAACAACUAAGGCUAUCAUUGAAGACUUGGAUGGUGAUUAUUUUGGAAUAUUAGUUGAUGAAUCAAAGGAUGUUUCUCAUAAGGAGCAAAUGGCUCUAAUUUUGAGAUAUGUCAACAAAAGUGGAAUGGUGAUAGAGCGAUUCUUGGGUAUUGUCCACGUAAAUGAUACAUCUUCUCAAUCAUUAAAAAAGGCAAUUUAUUCUUUGCUUUUGGAUCACUCAUUAUGUACAUCCAAAAUACGUGAUCAAGGUUAUGAUGGGGCUAGUAAUAUGCAAGGGGAAAUAAAUGGUCUCAAGUCUUUGAUUUUACAAGAUACGUCAUCUGCAUUUUCUAUUCACUAUUUUGCUCACCAAUUGCAAUUGGCACUUGUAUGUCUUUCCAAAAAGAAUUCGGAUGUGGAUAAUUUUUUUUAUGUUCUCACUAAUAUUUUGAAUACUAUUGGAGCUUCAUUUAAACGCAGAGAUUCACUUCGACAACAUCAAAAAGAUAAGUUGGAAGAGUUGCUUAAAUUUGGAGAAGUUCAUACAGGGCAAGGUUUGAAUCAAGAACGUGGCCUCCAACGACCGGGUGAUACUCGUUGGGGGUCUCAUUUUAAAACCUUGGACAAUUUCCUGAUUCUUUUUUCUUCAAUUGUUAAUGUGCUUAAGGAUAUAAAACGUGAUCGUCUAUAUCAUCUUGAUAGAUUUGCGGCGGAAAAUCUUUUGAGCAAGAUUCAUGAAUUUGAAUUUGUCUUUAUGUUGCACUUGAUGUUUAAGGUGUUGCUAUUGACGAAUGAGUUGAAUAAAGUUUUACAAAAGAAAGAUCAAGAUAUCGUUAAUGCUAUGGGAUUGCUUGACCUUUCAAAGAAACGAUUGCAAAUGAUGAGAGAGGAUGAAUGA